This is a messenger RNA of Strongylocentrotus purpuratus (purple sea urchin), 3245 nucleotides long. RefSeq lists its product as uncharacterized. The transcript is spliced from 10 exons. The coding region runs from base 316 to 2016 and encodes 566 amino acids. Gene Ontology annotation, cellular component: extracellular region. The record is from RefSeq and is a predicted model, not a curated record. NCBI's taxonomy places the organism in Eukaryota, Metazoa, Echinodermata, Echinoidea, Camarodonta, Strongylocentrotidae.
AUUGAAUCUGUCCAAAAACACACGCUUUACGGGUGAAUUGAACGGGUAUACUUGACGUGUGAUCCUAUUCACUGUUCAAGGCCUACUACUAAUCAAUAGUUGAAGUCAUCUGCCAUUCAGACAUCACUGGACUCGAUCAGGUGUUAUAGAUUCUUCCAUUGACAAUCAACAAUCGAUAUUUUUCACAUCAUUUGAUGAUGAGCAGUAUAUCACCAUACAUUUUAUAGUGUACACGUACAUGGCGGAUUAUGAGCAUAGCUUCGAAACAGAAUAUUUGUUUUCUUCUCAUGUAUUGGGAUCCAGUGAUUUAACAUCAUGUCGAAGAAAUCUGACUUGAAAUCUUUCCGUAAAGAGGCACUGAGUUCACAUAACAAAUAUCGGGAUGUUCAUGGUGUAUCCAGCUUGAAGCUAUCCGAUGAUCUCAAUGACCAUGCUCAACGAUGGGCAGAACAUCUGAGUCAAAGCGGAAAGUUCAGCCACAGCAAUAACAGAGAGCUGGGAGAGAACAUUGGCAUGCACUAUUCCUCAGCAUCCACUGAAUUUUCUGGCCAGGAUGCGACUGAUCUGUGGUACCAGGAGUCCAGCAAGUAUGACUUUAGUUCACCCGGUUUCCGACAAGGCACUGGUCAUUUUUCUCAAAUCGUCUGGAAAUCGAGUAAAGAAUUUGGGAUCGGCAAAGCUGUCACAAAGGACGGGAAAGUGAUCAUAGUCGGGAACUAUAAACCACCCGGAAACAUGAGCGGCAACUUUCCUGAGAAUGUGUUCCCGCCACUCGCUGAGAAGAUAGAAAAGAAGAAGAAGAAGGAAGAAAAGAAGAAAGGUCGAAGAGGGUCUAUCAGUUCAUCCAGCAGUAGUAGCAGUAGCAGCAGUGAUGAUGAUACAAAGACUAAGGGUGUUUUGAGGAAGAAAUCCAAGAAGUCAAGCGGCCUUCCUAAAGUGUCUAGAUCAGAGCAUAAAGAUUUCAGCAAACAAGCUAUGACAUCACACAAUGAAUAUAGACGUCACCAUGGAGCACCACCAUUGGAACAAUCACGUGAUCUACAAAAGAGGGCGCGAAAAUGGGCUAAACAUUUAGCAAAGCACGACCUCUUUGAGCAUAGCAAAGCGAACGACAUCGGGGAGAAUGUGGCCAUGCAUUAUUCCAGUCUUUCUACUGAAUAUUCAGGGAAGGAAGCUGCAGCCCACUGGUACAGUGAGAUUCAUAACUAUGAUUUUAAGAAGCCGGGAUUCACUAAGGGAGCUGGGCACUUCACUCAGAUGGUAUGGAAAGGUUCUCGUGAGUUUGGUAUUGGGAAGGCAAUCACCCGUGAUGGUAAGGUUAUCAUCGUGGGUCAGUAUCGACCUCCUGGUAACAUCAUCGACCACUUUGAAGGAAAUGUUUCCAAACGAGACGACGGAUACAUGCCUCCACCACCACCUGAGAAGGAAUCAAGCCAAGUUACUCGUGUUGUACGAUCUACUGAAUAUGAGUCUGGACCAAGUCGAGAGGUCAAAGCCGCUGAAGUCAAUGACACUAUCAAAAAGAUGGGUGGAAUGAAGUUGAAAGAAGCAGACGUAUCACCAGCUGAUCUGAAGACAUUCCAGAAAGAUACAUUGGCUGCUCUUAAUAAGAUCCGACAAAAACAUUCCGUUUCUAAACUCAAGCAAGCAGAUGAACUUGAGAAACGAGCUCAGGAUUUCGCUGCCCAACUAGCUAAGAAAGAUGAGUUUAAAAACAGCAGUGAGAAAGAUGUAGGCGAGAAUAUUGCGAUGCACUACAACAGCGCUAGUACAGAGUUUUCAGGUCAAGAAGUUGUGGACAUGUGGUACAAACAAAUUGAUAAAUAUGACUUCAAGAAACCUGGAUUCACUUCAGGUGCAGGACACUUUACUCAAAUGGUAUGGAAGGGCAGUCAGGAGUUUGGCAUUGGUAAAUCGAUCACCAAGGAAGGCAAGGUCCUCACUGUGGCUUUCUUUCGACCUCCAGGAAACGUGAUGAAACAGUUUGAAGACAACGUACUCACUGCUAAGAAAUGAACAACUUGAUGAUUGAUGUUUAUCAUAAUCUCAUUUAGAAAUUUAUUUUGUAUCAUAUGUAACAACUCUUUAAACCAAUCAGAGUUUUCAAAAUGGUUAAGGUUCAAACAUGAUAUUCUCAUGAUUCUAUUAACGAGAGAAAAUAAUAUUAUUUCAAUCAAAAUGAUCAGUCAUGGUAUCGAGUUUAUUGUUAUUCCAUUAUAUUGAGGCAAAAAGUCUGAAGAUUAUUAUGUUCGGAUCAAGUUGUUCGGAACAUGACACAUUUUAACAUUAUUAUUAUCAUUAUUACCAUCAAUAUCAUCAUCAUUGUUAUUAGUAUCCCUGUCAUCACCUUUGAUUGAAUUCUAGAAUGGAUAUGAAAUUAUCGUUAUGUGCAUAUUGUAACUGUAUACGGAAGAGUGGUUUUACAUUAUUAUACAUGUUUAUUACUUCAGUAUAAUUAUCUUCAUUAAUUCCCGAGUGAGGCAUUCUACUAUGCCAAGAACUUUGUGUCUUUUCAAUAAUCAUGUGCAAUUGUUAUUAAUCUGAUAUCUGUUCCUGAUGUUUUCUUCUUGAAAUUUAGUCUUUCACUUCUAUUUUAUAACUGUAGCUAUUGUAGCACACCGAGAACAAAAUUUGUACAUAAGUAUUAUGUGGGGUCAGUAAGGAAAUAAUGUUCAAUGUACUUGUCUAUUGCUGAUGAUGCGUAGUUCUGUAAUAUAGAAUAUAUAGGACAAUAUUCACGAGUGACUAUUAAGAACGUAAAUAAAUAUAAGUUAGAAUGAGAGAUUAGCUCAAUUAGCGUAUAGAGUUAUAAAUUGUAAAAUUUGUGAAUUGUGUAAAAAUCGAUAGCACACUACUGAUAUCCAAGUUAAAGUUAAAAGCGUCGAGAAAAUGGUCAGAAACUGGUUUUUAUCCCUCACAAAAAUGUAAGAAGAACCAAUUUUGCUGUACUUCCUACUCCCCUCACCAAAAUGUGUUGCGAUGCAGGCAAAAUCCUAGAAAAGAGAUUUUUUUUUGCAUUCAGCCUACUAUACCGUUUUGCUGAGUGAAUGCUGUUUGUCGACGAUUCGAAAAUCUAAUUUUAAAUUUGAUCAUUUUGUAACACCUAGCAUACAACUAAUCCAUUUAUAAAAGCAUUUUUUUUUAUUGCUGAGCAUCACUGAAUUAACAGUAAAGUUGCCUACCUAAAUUCAUUCCAGGUUUAUCACGAUAUGACUACGAUAUAUGUCAGUGGCGGAUCCAGGGGG